Molecule: messenger RNA, 1197 nt
Organism: Penicillium verrucosum
Lineage: Eukaryota; Fungi; Ascomycota; Eurotiomycetes; Eurotiales; Aspergillaceae
Product: survival factor 1 family protein
Exons: 4
Coding region: 1-1197 (398 amino acids)
Biological process (GO): response to oxidative stress
Cellular component (GO): cytoplasm
Source: RefSeq, a predicted model, not a curated record
AUGAACUGGUUGAAGUCGACUCUCUCCGCCGUGGUGGGCACCGAGGAGCCUAUCUAUGGCCCGGAGGCUCUUCAGUCUGUUGCGAAGCAGACCGAGACAACUCCCUUCUCUGAUGUGAACAAGGAGAUUCUGCGCUGGCGCGCAUUCUCUUACACCAAUGUCGAAACCCAGACCUUCUACAUCAUGGCCGACAACGGGACCCUGGUUUUCGUUCAGGUUAUUUACAGCAACAUCGUCGGAAUCCACACCACCGCCCAGUUCAAUGUGAAGGUUUUCGACGUCAGCGGAAAGGGCGACAACAAGUGGUUCUCGGAUCCGCUCUCCAACUUCAUGUUCGACGAGAACAUGCUCUCCUUCGGCGCCGACAACCUGUCGCUCACCCUGAACGAGGAGGGCAACUCUUACACCAUCAAGUCUACCGUUAAUAGCGGCGCCUUGGUCGACAUUAAGUUCUCCCAGACCGCACCUGGUUUCGUCGUCGGCAAGGACGGAACCUCAUACUUCGGAACCGACCCCAAGAACCCAUGGGGUUCUAUGCGUCAUGCCUUCUGGCCCCGCUGCGCUGUUGAGGGUAGCAUCACCACCAAGGACCAGACCUACGAUCUCGGUGGUCGUGGUCUCUUCAUCAUGGCCCUGCAGGGCAUGAAGCCUCACCACGCUGGUAAGAAGCCCUACACAGAAAGUAACAAGCGGAACCGCCCCAUGCUAACAAAAACACAGCUGCCCGCUGGAACUUCAUCAACUUCCAAACCCCCCACCUACUCCGCCGUUAUGAUGGAGUACACCACUCCCCCCUCCUACGGCUCCACCACGGUCAACGUCGGCGGUAUUGUCAAGGAUGGCGAGGUUAUCUACGCCGGCACUACCAACAAAGCAACCCACACAGAAACCGGUCAGGACGAGGGCAGUGACUGGCCCGCCCCCAAGUCCAUCAAGUGGGAGUGGAGCGGCAAGACAACCGGCGACAAGGAGCUCACAGCCGAGGUGAAUGGCGCCCUCGGCUCGCGACUGGAUCGCAUCGACGUCAUGGCCGAGGUGCCCGGCUUCAUUAAGAGCAUUGCUGGCAGUGUUGCCGGUACUCGGCCGUACAUCUUCCAGUACUCGCCCCAGGAGAAGCUCUCAUUCAAGCUGAAGCUCGGCGAUGAGGAGAUCACCGAGGAGGGAAUUAUGUUCUCCGAGUCGACCUUCAUCUCGUAA